Messenger RNA from Penicillium cataractarum, 303 nucleotides. RefSeq lists its product as uncharacterized. Bases 1 to 303 code for a protein of 100 amino acids. The transcript is spliced from 2 exons. The record is from RefSeq and is a predicted model, not a curated record. Lineage: Eukaryota; Fungi; Ascomycota; Eurotiomycetes; Eurotiales; Aspergillaceae.
AUGUCUAGCUUCAAGCAUGCAUUUAUCUUGUCGCCAGAUCAGGUUCGAGCAGCUACUCCUCCAGGCACAAUUUCCAUAUCAGCAUAUGCCUUGCAUGAGCCUGAGCGUAGGGAAUUAGCUCGAGAUCGUGAAUUGGUGCUCAUGCCUCAACCUAGCUCAAGCCCGGCGGAUCCACUUAACUGGACAACCUGGCGCAAAAUUGCUACUUUGACCUGUAUGUCGCUAUAUGCGGCUAUUGGCAACUUCACUUCCGCGUCUAUCGCGAGCGCGUUCCCCCCUUUAUGCCACUCCGGUGGCUUUUAA